Molecule: messenger RNA, 714 nt
Organism: Zingiber officinale
Lineage: Eukaryota; Viridiplantae; Streptophyta; Magnoliopsida; Zingiberales; Zingiberaceae
Product: metal transporter Nramp5-like
Exons: 3
Coding region: 1-549 (182 amino acids)
Biological process (GO): metal ion transport
Cellular component (GO): membrane
Molecular function (GO): cadmium ion transmembrane transporter activity; manganese ion transmembrane transporter activity
Source: RefSeq, a predicted model, not a curated record
AUGAAGAUGAAAAAAUGGCUGAGGAAUCUCAUGACUCGAUCAAUCGCAAUCACUCCAAGUCUCAUCGUGUCCAUCAUCAGUGGUUCCUCAGGAGCCGAACGGCUCAUCAUAAUCUCAUCGAUGGUACUAUCAUUUGAGUUGCCAUUUGCACUCUUAUCUCUUCUCAAAUUCAGCAGCAGUCAAACAAAAAUGGGACCUCAUAAAAGUUCAAUAUAUAUCAUUGUGGUGUCAUGGAUUCUUGGUUUGCUUCGGGUAGCAAUCAACAUCUACUUCUUAAGCACCAGCUUUGUCAGUUGGUUCAUUGAUAGCAGCCUACCAGCAAUUGCUAACAUUCUCAUCAACAUCAUUGUUUUCCCUCUCAUGGCAGUGUACAUUCUUGCUGUGAUCUACUUAACCUUCAGGAAGGAGACUGAAGUAACAUUCGUCGACCCAUUGAAUUCUUCACAUGUUAACAUAGAGAGUGGUGGUUCAUUUCAAGUUGAUGGAAUGAGUAGAUCUGAAGUUGCACCCGUCAGAGAGGAUCGUGCAGAUAUUCCCCUCCCUGAUUAGAUAAUUAAGGUUCUAAUUACUUGGAUGUUGGUACUGAGUCCUUCACAAGUUAGUUCUUCUUCGGCACCAACUUCAUAUUGUUCAUUAAUUGUAAAUAGAGUUUAUUUGUUUAUUUGUAUUGGGAUAAAUUUUAUUUGAACAUGAGAUAUGUUUCUUCUUUUGUAA